Messenger RNA from Tinamus guttatus (white-throated tinamou), 1467 nucleotides. The record is from RefSeq and is a predicted model, not a curated record. NCBI's taxonomy places the organism in Eukaryota, Metazoa, Chordata, Aves, Tinamiformes, Tinamidae.
AUGGGCAGGAUCUGGUGCCUGCAGCAGUGCUCACAGGGAGAUUUAGAGGGCAACCCUCAGCUUUCUUCUGCAGCAGUUAAUGUUUCUCUACACUUCCUGACCCCCGAGACAAACCUUUCUUCGCUGACCAAGACCCUUUCCAAGUUCUUUCCAGUUUUCAAACCACAAGAUCCCCUCUGGUACCUCAGCCACCACUACUCAACCACUUGCAGUACCACCUCCACAGCUCUAACAUUUAAACUCUGGAUCGCCUGCAGAUUUACUUCCUCCAGUCCUUCUCCCGGUUCGGCUCGGCUCGGUUCGUGGGUGCUCGACGCGCUGGCCGCGGCCGAGCUCUCGCCGUUGGUCUGCAACGUGCUGCGCCUGGGAAGCACCUUCCUCCCCGUGCAGGUGGAGGACAUGGAGCGCGGCAGCGCGCACGACGCGGCGCGGCCCCUUCGGCAGGUCAUCUACGCGCUGCUGCCGGGCACGGCACGCGCUGCUGCGCCGAGGAGGCAGCAGGCCAACAAGCUGCCAGGUGUGUGCGAGUUUGGCAGAAUCCAAAAGACCAUUGAAAAAAGAUUUGUUCAAGCAGCAAGCCUGCCCGCAGAUUUUUGUGUUGAGCCAUUUCCUUUGGAGAGAUUAAGAGAGCAAAACCAUAUUUUUAUGGGAAAUCUGAAGCACAGGCUAGUUGAAGUUCAUUCACAUUUUGGAAAUAGCAUGAACUUGCUUGCAGCAAAUGAAGUCUGUUCCCUUUCUUUUUGUACUCUUGACUUUUUCUUUCAUUUACAGGUGCCCAUAUCGUGUCGUCUAAUGCUUUUGCUGGAGACUCUAGGAGUGAAAAAAAGUAUCCUGGAGUCUGUCCCCAGUCACUUACAGCUCCCUUUUGCUGUAACCUGUUACUGGAUACAUAGUUCAGAACCAAAAGUGAAACUGCAUCAGUUAAAGGCUUUGCUUCUAAUGAUAGUAUCUGGGGAAUUACACAGCACAACACAGGACACAGCUCCCACAGAUUUAAGUUUUGAAGGUGACAGCAUUGUGUAUAAGCUAUUUCCAAAGGAGAAGGAACAGCAACUGGAAAAUAUGGCCUUUGAUUUAGAUGCUGCACACUCUUUUUGCCAGUGGCAGUGCUGUCUCCAGAUGGGAUUUCAUCUCAACCAGCUACUCGGCUCUCCUCUUGCUGAGCCAGACAUAAGCAGGAUUUAUAAUGGAACACUUGUGCAGAGACUGUGUCAAGAGUUUAAAUCAUCACCUUCAGCAGAAAAUUUUAUUUCAACUCCAAAAAUGACUCAGUUUUAUCAGGAUUUACUAGACACAGUGCAGUCAACUGUACCACCAGACUUCUUUCAGGAAAAGCCCCAGACCAAAGCCAAGCGCCGCAGAAAGAAGAAAGUGUGUAACAAGACAAAGGCCUUGAGAGCUGCUCCACCAGAAACUCAGCCUUUCUGUGACCUUAACAGUUUUGCAUUGCUCGGAGGGGAGAACUGA